ACAUUAGGUGGCAGUGGUGAGCACAUUAACAGAUGGGUACCACCGUUAAUUCCCAGAAGAAGACAGUGGCUAGUUAUUCCAAAGUACUAAGCUAAUUCUGUUAAAACAAAUUGGUUCUCUUAAACCAGGCGGCUUCUAAUUAACAGAAAAGUAUCAAGUUGUGGCUUUAAUGGUGAAAUAAGUCGUAUUUUACGGAGGAAUGUUCGGCAGGUCGUAUCAGCUGCUUCCGCAGAGGGAUUCAAGUUCCCAGAAGACUCCUGGUUUGUUUGCGAACUCUCACAGCUUUUCACAGCCCAGAUAUCAUAAUGGACUUUCCUUUGAUCAUAUCCCAAAUAUCUCUGCAAACGACUUUACUGACGCCUCUCAGGGAUGGGUGUCUUGGAUCUGCCACCUGAUUGUGAUCUUCUUCGUUUACAUCUGCACCUUCAUAGCCUUCCCAGUAACAGGAUGGUUUGUUCUAAAGACUGUCCCUAACUACCAGAGGGUAGUAGUGUUCCGUCUGGGUCGGGUUUGUCCCCCUAAAGGCCCCGGGGUUGUGCUGGUGCUGCCCCUCAUUGAUCAGUGGCAGAGAGUAGACCUGAGAACCCGAGCCUUUAACAUCCCCCCAUGUCAGGUGAUUACUCGGGAUGGUGGCGUGUUGUUAGUAGGAGCAGACAUCCAGUUCAGGAUCUGGAACCCAGUCAUGUCAGUGGUGUCGGUCCAGGACCUGAAUGCCUCCACCAGGAUGACUGCGCAGAACGCUCUGACCCACAGCCUAUCUAAGAAGACCAUUAGAGAAAUUCAAACUGAGAGACUGAAACUAGAGGAAUAUCUUGGUAUGGACAUAAAUGAGAUGACUCAUCCGUGGGGGCUCGAAGUUGAUCGGGUGGAACUUACCUUUGGUUCUCUACUCAAAGCACCAGAAGAAGGCCAAGCUGCACCCUGUACUACAUCUGCACCUGGACUCGAAGAUCUCACUGACUCCAUUCAGCAGCUGGCCAUGCACUUUCUUAGUCACAGUGGAAGUUCACAUCCUAAACAGGAGGACAGUCUGACAUUAAUGAAUGAGCUCAGUAGUGAGGCUGAAGUUGCCGUGGUUACACCAGGUUCUGUUGAAGAGUUGCUCAGUGGAGUCCAGAUGCUCCUCUCUGAGACUUUGGUCCAACAGGUUAGGGCUUGUUUCCAGUUUGAGAUCAGCACUGGUGAUGGACAGCAGCGUCAGUACUACCUGGAUUUAACUCAAGGUAGUGGCACAGCUGGGUCAGGGUCUUUGUGUCGAGAGCCUGAUGUGACUUUGAGCAUGAGCGAUUGCGACCUCGUGGACAUGUUCCAAGGGAGGCUGCGACCGUUUGCCGCAUACACCAGCGGCAAGCUCAAGGUGCAGGGAGACGUCAAGACGGCCAUGAAGCUGGAAGAACUCAUAAGGCAGCUUAAAAAGUAGCUUCCAUUGUAACUUUGUUUUGCUGUUAGAUAUAUGCUUAAAUUUUACAUGUAAAUUUAAUACAUUUUAAUAUAUGCUUUGAUUAAAGUUAUUAAAAACUAAAA
Molecule: messenger RNA, 1524 nt
Organism: Gambusia affinis (western mosquitofish)
Lineage: Eukaryota; Metazoa; Chordata; Actinopteri; Cyprinodontiformes; Poeciliidae
Gene: stoml1
Product: stomatin (EPB72)-like 1
Exons: 7
Coding region: 200-1420 (406 amino acids)
Cellular component (GO): plasma membrane
Source: RefSeq, a predicted model, not a curated record